GUAAAUCUCGGUGGUUCGGAGAAUCCGUUGGUUUAAGGUUCCAGGGCCGUAAUCCUGAGCAUUAAUAACCGUAUUUUCCCCGGUUAGAUUGUCAUGUGUAAGUCAAUAUAUGUGUGCGGAUUGAACCCAACGACGCUGGUAUUGUUUUUUAUCUAACGCUUAAUUACAAAUUGGAGACGGACUGAUAGAUGUCAAAAACUCCGAUAUUGUAUCCUGCACAUGCCACCCCACGUUUUCCGCCGUAUCGUAGGCUCUCGGUGCGGCUAUUUGCAGGAACACGUUUUACCAAUUUCAAGGUUAGUGAUAAUGCAAUUCCCAAGGGCCCCGCUGAGGGUUAUAGGUUAAAAUUUGUUGCAACAGGAGUUACGUAUAUGCCUAUAACGUUUCCGAGGCGUUUUAUACUCCUCGGUAAGUGGCAGGGAUUUGAGAAACCUCGUUGUAAAGGCUACCUUUCGCAUGAGUUAAGGAAAAGAGCACAGGCCCUGCCAGUUUAUCACAUUGGUGGUCUUACAUGUGAUGGGCUAUUUUCCAUCAUAACAGCAGAUCGCAAUGUCCCUGGCUUUGGAUUUCGACCGUUUUGUCCUAGUUUGGUAAGUUUUGGAUAAUCCUGCGCCAUGCAAGCGCCAGGGGGUCUCAAUGGAGAUCGAGACAUGUUCUUGUGAUAGAUCAGCAAAAAAUACCAGUUUCGAGGUAGUCGUCAAUAGCACAAAUAAGCAUGCAAGUCAGAACUCAUCAGUGGAAUACUUUCCGGUAAAAUAACCUAUAAAACACAGUACAAGUAGUUGGUUCAACUAGA
Babjeviella inositovora NRRL Y-12698 is the source of this 796-nucleotide messenger RNA. RefSeq lists its product as uncharacterized. The coding region runs from base 189 to 605 and encodes 138 amino acids. The record is from RefSeq and is a predicted model, not a curated record. The transcript has a single exon. NCBI's taxonomy places the organism in Eukaryota, Fungi, Ascomycota, Pichiomycetes, Serinales.